This is a messenger RNA of Ostrea edulis (European flat oyster), 1956 nucleotides long. RefSeq names its product sulfotransferase 1E1-like. Bases 217 to 1110 code for a protein of 297 amino acids. NCBI's taxonomy places the organism in Eukaryota, Metazoa, Mollusca, Bivalvia, Ostreida, Ostreidae. The transcript has 5 exons. Gene Ontology annotation, molecular function: sulfotransferase activity. Gene Ontology annotation, biological process: sulfation. Gene Ontology annotation, cellular component: cytoplasm. The record is from RefSeq and is a predicted model, not a curated record.
CUCUCUCCACAAUUACAUUAAUUAGUCAAGCAUUAAAAUACUUAGUCGGUGACAGGUGUGACCGAGCAGUGGACGAGUUUUCCCUACUAAACCUAUUUCAUCUAUCCUGAAUAUCAAAGUACAUGACUGCAUUAAUGAGAGACACACUUUGAUGAAUAGAUUGUGCAUCGGGUUUUAAAGAUUCAAGGUUAGCGAGGAAACGGCAAGGAAGUAGACAUGGAGGAAACAGAUAAAAAACCGGAAAUGAUUGUGUUCGAGGGAAUGGCUUUACCACCCUUUCCUCCAUUAAAACAGGAUGCCAAGAAAAGAUUAGAAGAAAUACGGAACCUGGAAUGCAGAAAGGACGACGUCAUACUGGUUGCCUUUCCGAAAUCAGGUACUCACUGGGUCUGGGAAAUUGUCUGCAUGCUACUUAAAAAUAAAGCUGAAUAUGUCAAGGAAAUAAAAGAAUUCAGCUUUUUGGAAUCCAUACCAGACAUAAAGGCACUGGACGAUAUUGCUUCUCCUAGAGCUCUCAACACGCAUGCUCCGUACAGAUGGCUUCCAAAACAGCACUUGGAAAAUGGUGGAAAGAUUAUCCAUGUUGUAAGAAAUCCGAAAGAUAUUGCUGUGUCAAUGUUCUUUCAUUUAGGUAAUUCUAAGGAUCGUCCAAGACCGACUGAUUUCAAAACGUUUUGUGAAAUGUUAUACAUGGGACCAGUUCCGCCAUACGGGGGCUGGUAUGCGUUUGAAAAGGAAUAUGAACAAGCGAAGGAGAAGGAAACGCUCGCGGCCAUUUUUACGGUGCACUAUGAGAGUAUUAAAAAGAAUCCAAUACAAGAAAUCAAGCGACUAGCUAAAUAUUUGGACGUUGAUGUGAAAGACGAUGUUGUGGCUGAAAUAGCUGAUAAAUGUAGCUUUAGGAAACUGAAAGAAGCGGAUGCAACAUUGAAAGAUUACUCAGUAAUGACCAAAGUUAACCCCAAAGCCAAAGAAGCGUUGUCAAAAAUGUAUCGAAAAGGAGAGAUCGGUGAUUGGAAGAACCAUUUUACAGUGGCUAUGAAUGAACGAUUUGAUGCAAGGUUCAAGGAGGAAAUGAAAGACUCUAAAAUUGAAGUACAGUUUGAAUGAAUGGAUUCUGAAGAACACGAGGUUUCAUACUAAGUUUGGAAUAAUUUAGUAUCGACAUUCAACAGGCUGAAAUGAUACUGGUACCUCAUUGUGACUGAACGAGAAGUGUGUAGUUGGCUUCUCAAAUAAUCUUGACAAGCAAUAAUAAUAAUGAUAAUAAUAAUAAAACCCCGUGUUUAGCCAGUGUGUGUAUAUGUGUCACAUGUGUGUGUGCUUAGAAUUUAUCAAAUGGACCCCAUUAAUCCCUGUAAAUUUUUGCUGUGUUGGGCAUUGUGUAUGUAUGUCUGUGUACGUGCGUACGUGCGUGUGUGCAGUUCAUUAUUCCAACGUUUGACUUUAUCUGUGUGUUAACAUUUUGCAUUUGAUAAAAGUCUAGAUCUGUCACACGUUUCUCUGAACUAUUGAUCAUGUGAGCAAUACACGAUUAUGUAGCAUAGAAAAUUUUGCAUGAAUCAGGUACCAGUAUUUUAUCUUGCAUCGUAAUCUUGCGAAGAUUCAUUAUGAUAUUAUGGCUCUUUCUCUAUGUGGUAACAUUUUUAAUGUUACACUUCAUAUUUUCUUAACCAUUUUUCAAAGGCAGAUCGAUAUUUAUUUGUAUAAGUAUGAAAAGGUCCUUAUAAGCAUGGAAAGGUCACGACUAUUCUGAACUUGAACUUCGAAAUAGGUAAAAAUACCACGAAAACUUAGAUUUGAUAACAUUAACGCCUAUACAUUAUUUUUGCAAAUACAUUUACGGCUUUAUCAUUUUCCAUCCAAGUUUUGAUAUACAAAUUACCGAUAUUAUCUUUGUAGAAUUCGAAUGAUUGUUUAGAACUACAACGAAAUAAAUGUAUUGAUGACAUUUUA